UAUCAAAAUUAGAUACUAUUAUUAAUGAAAAUAAUAGAUAAUACAUUUAAUAUUUAAGAUGAAAAUGGACUUCCACGCAGGACAAACAAAUCCGAUGAAAAUAGAAGAAUACAAUGCAAUAGUGGAAGAUUUUACUAAACUUUCAUCAUUCACUAGAAAAAUGGAAAACGAACUUAAAAGAAAAUAUUGUCAUAUACAACCUCAUACCUUGGGGAGUAUCAUAUCAUUAUUAAUACAAAGAUCUAUGAAACAGAACUACAGAAAAUCCCCUGCAAUAUCAUCUAAAUAUCAAGAGCUUUAUGAAGUUGCUAUGAGAGAUGAUACCAAAGAAAAUGUUAUCUUAAAGCUCUCUGAGAGUCAAGGUAUCAGUCCAGCACUUUUUGCUAGGUCAUUGCUACAAGGAGUGUUCUCAGACUCAACUAUAUCAAAGAAAUAUAUUAAGGACACAACAUUGAUUGAGAAUAAAGAUCUAGCUUACCAAGUUUUUAUGGGAAUUAUGAAUGACAAUCAAUAUGGACCUUAUGCGGAUGUGACAAAGCAGUCAAUUGGCUUGGAGUAUGAGUUAAGACUAGAACGAGAGUUAAGGUUAAUGAAUAUUACCUUUUCUGAUGAAAAUGUGCUACGUUCGAGAGGAUAUGAUAAAACUCCUGACUUCAAAUUGGAUGUACCCAUCGCUGUUGAUGGUUUUGUUAUCAAUUGGGUUGAAAGCAAAGCUUUAUUUGGGGAUGAAGAAAAUCAUUCUGGUUAUCUUAAAGAACAGUUAUUGUGUUACUGGAACAGAUUUGGACCCGGUUUAGUGAUUUAUUGGUUUGGUUAUUUAGAAACAUUAGAAUCUACUCCAGAAGUAAAUAAAAUGUUCAUAUUACGUACAAGUUUUCCAGAUAAAUCUAGCAUAACUCAAUAUAAACCAGAUAUAUUAUAAGGUAUAGGUGUAAAUUUUUCAUGUAAAAAUUCUGUAGUGCUAAAAAUGUCUUAAGCAAAGUAAAUUCAUUUAUUUUAAUGUACUGAAUAAAACUAUGCUAGAAGCUGGGGUACUUAGAAAACUGAAUGGGUUUUGUUAUACUCAAAGCAAUCUUUAUUGACAAUGCUGAGAAUAAUAAAUUGAGAAAAUCGAAUCUCAAAACAGUGCCGAAUAUCAUUCCACACCCUAGCAGUUAAUAUGCGCCAGUUUUGGUCAUUUACUAUCUUCAAGUACAUGUGCCGCACUUUAUAACUCCUUUGUAUCGCUUUCCACUUGUAUAGCAUCGUUUGUCGUUAUCGUUGGUAAUUAUCCCUUAUAGCGUGAACCAGCGAUAGAUAAGACUCUUUUGAUGCGUAUAAAGUUUGGACCGUCGGAAUACUGACUAUUGCGGAGUUUGAAUAUAGACUUGCGCAAAACAUCACUUCCCAAUGUAAUGUGAUAUGACAUCACUUUUACAGACAGGUGAUAUUACUC
Molecule: messenger RNA, 1435 nt
Organism: Bombyx mandarina (wild silkworm)
Lineage: Eukaryota; Metazoa; Arthropoda; Insecta; Lepidoptera; Bombycidae
Product: CDAN1-interacting nuclease 1
Source: RefSeq, a predicted model, not a curated record